Molecule: messenger RNA, 1906 nt
Organism: Tigriopus californicus
Lineage: Eukaryota; Metazoa; Arthropoda; Copepoda; Harpacticoida; Harpacticidae
Exons: 7
Coding region: 153-1835 (560 amino acids)
Cellular component (GO): membrane
Source: RefSeq, a predicted model, not a curated record
UGGUUCUCUUCCAUUUGGUACCAUUGUGGAAUCAGUCAUAUUCUGGCGAGACCCUCAAUACCUUCAGCUUUCGCAAAGUCUGGACUCUUCGUUUAUAAGUGGAUUAUGUGUGGAGCUUGAAGUAGAACCUAAAACCUGAAGCCGUUGACAAAAUGUUAAAGGACACGAACAUCGAAGAUAUCUAUGCCCGAAUCAUGGUGGCUCUGGCUGCCGUGGGAGUAUUGGUGAACAUUGGAUCUUUGAUCUUGCUCAUUCAGAAGCGAAAAAAGUUCAUGUUCCACACUUUACUGAAGAUCAUGUCCGUAUAUGAUUUGGUGGUGAUAACCGGUUGCGUCAUGCUGUACGCUCUGCCGGGCAUGUGGACUUGGUUCGGGACCCGGAUCUACCCAUACGCUUUGCCUUUCCUCCUUCCUAUCGUGCAAAUUGCCAUGAUGACUUCGAUCUACUGCACGAUUCUCAUGAGCUUUGAGCGCUAUGUUCGGAUCUGCCACUUGUGUCAACUCAAGAACUCCAAAAUCCUCACCGAAGAGAACUUCUGGUGUUACGUGGUCGGAUUUAUCUUCAUUCCCGUGAUUUUCUAUCUUCCCAAGUUCUUUGAGGUGCAAACCGUCUCCAAAGUACAAGUUCAAAAUUACACCAUCGAUUGCACGGCAAUGAGAGACGCAAUCACCCCUAACCCCAAUGUACCCGUUGAAUCCCCUCCUUCAACGAACGUUUCCAACUUAUCGGGGGUGGUUCUGGAAGACCUUUCACAAGAGCCAAUCACUUCGAGUCAGCUCAAUAUGAGUUAUGGGUUACCAGAGACCUCAGCCCAAAUCCAAUCACCAUCACCUGACUCCCACCCCCCCACGAUUCCUUCCUCUUCCUCAAUGUCGUAUCCGAUGUUCUGCCAUCGAUUCACCUUCACCAAACAGGACACCUACAUACGAGUUAUAAGUCGGAAACGGAAAUCUCUCGAGAUCAAGCCAAGCGAGCUCAGACAGAACGCUCUCUAUCACCACAUCUAUUGCAUUGGUCUCAAUACUGUCUUCGCUUCACUCAUACCACUGCUUUCUCUCAUAUACUUGAACAUUUGCACCGUAAUUGCUUUGCGGAAAAUGGGCCGAGACGUGGUGGAUUUGGCCUUUGAAGGCCAGAGGACGCCGGUGCGAACCUUUCCUGAACAAAGCUCGACUCGGCAAGCCAAUAGUGAAGGCUGCGUUCCCGUGUCUCGGCAGCCAUCGAGCCAACAAACACCGAAGGGACUGGGUCCCUUAAGAAGGAUGAUGAGAUCCCAAGGUUUCCAGAAAUCCAGGAGCUUAGAAGCGCUCCAGGGUCAUCGCAGGCCUUUUCUGAGCCAACCUGACGAGGCAGAUUUCAACUUUGCUAGCAACUCGAGCACUGACAAUUACAUUUUGGUAAUAAACAGCAACAACUCACAAACCUCACAACAGGCAUCAGGUAUCCAACCGUCACAGAGACCUCUCCGCAGAGCCUUCAAAAGAACAGCUAGUUACCUAACGAGAAGUGGAACAACAGUCACCAAAAGUGUUCCCCACCAGAGAUCGUUCAUAGCCUCAUUGGAGGCCAAAGCCGAGGACCUAGCCAGUCGGAAGGCCUCUUCAUUGAUGCGACGCCAAGAGAACCGAUUGACGAGGAUCUCGUUGUCGAUCGUGUCCUUGUUCGUACUGUGCCAUAUCUGGCGACUCAUACCCACAGCAUAUGAGGCCUUCUUCUCCGUCAAUGGAACCGUCCUCAAUCAAUGGCCGGUGUGGCUACUCCACAUCCAUCAUUUAUCCCAUACCUUGAUCGUGUUGAAUUCUUCCGUGAAUUUUUUGUUGUAUGUUGUCUGGUGAAGCAGGUUGGUAGUGUCAUUUUACGUUAUCCGUGGCGCUGAGUUUUUGAAAUAUAGAUUACGUAUAUCUCC